AUGAUGCCGGCCGCCCCCAGUGUCGGGCUCCUUGCGAAAGGUCUGACUGUCUUGUUGGCCUCGCUAUCACUUGCCAACCCGGUUGUAGCGGGAGCCCUGCCUCCUCGCUCAGACUCAAAGAGCUGUGGGAAUGGUAUGUGCAAUGCGGCGAUGCCGAACCCCCCCCGCCGCAUCGGCUUCAUGCUCCCGCGAGCCUUCGACAUCAUCGACGUGUUCGGGCCUCUAGAGGUCCUACAGGCCGUGUCCCGGAAGACCCACCUCGAGAUGUUCAUGCUCGGCCGCACGCUCGACCCCGUCACAACUGAGCCGGUCAGCGCCUCCAUGAACCAGUUCAACUCGUCCUUCUACCCGACCUUCAACCCCACCCACACCUACGCCGAUAACCCGCCCAUCGAUGUGCUGGUCGUCCCCGGCGGCGCCGCCGCCCGGAGCCCUGACCUGGGCCCCGAGAUCGAGUACAUCAAGAAGGUGUUCCCCAGCCUCCAGUACCUCAUCACCAUCUGCACCGGCGCGGGCAUCGCGGCACAGUCGGGCGUGUUGGAUGGCCACCGCGCGACGACCAACAAGGCUGCCUGGAAUACGAUGACGCCGAUGGGGCCGAAGGUCAAGUGGGUCUCGCCUGCACGGUGGGUCGAGGACGGCAAGGUCUGGAGUUCGUCAGGGGUCACGGCCGGCAUUGAUCUCGCCUUUGAGUUUGUCAGGCAGAAGUACGAGAACGGUAGUGCCCUCGUCGAGUCUAUUUCUGGCAGCAUUGAACAUACCGUCAUCACGGACUGGCGCGACGACCCUUGGUCUGCCAAGUUCGGCAUUCCUCCGUCGAACUAGGGUUUUCUUUUUAUAUGUAUAGAUCAAUAGUGACCACCGGUUGUUAUCGUCAUAGCUAUUAUCUGACGGAAUCCGGGAUUGGAUAUUUUGGAAUUCAUGAAACCAUUUCUAUACG
Messenger RNA from Chaetomium fimeti, 940 nucleotides. Its product is annotated as class I glutamine amidotransferase-like protein. The transcript is spliced from 4 exons. Gene Ontology annotation, biological process: regulation of DNA-templated transcription. The record is from RefSeq and is a predicted model, not a curated record. The coding region runs from base 1 to 825 and encodes 274 amino acids. NCBI's taxonomy places the organism in Eukaryota, Fungi, Ascomycota, Sordariomycetes, Sordariales, Chaetomiaceae.